UGGACAUUGGACCUGCGCAAAAUCGUAGGGCAACGUGAAGGCGCUAAUUUCGUAAAAGACUGAUCUGAGAUAUGGAUAGCUUUGAUAGUAGUUGUAGUGAUGAUGAUAGUCAAACUGAUCGUUUGGCGGUUCUACACUAUGCAGCAGCUCUUAUCCGACAUCAUAAAUCACAACUGAAACGUUUCGAUAAAAUGCGAGAUGAGAUCUUGGUAAAACUAGAACGAUUGAAUAUGAACUUAGUCAGUGAAGCGAAUAAAGAAUUCAACUUUGGUCAUCUGGCUAACGUCGUAGAACAACCACCACUGCCAGUCGAUGCUCCUAAAACACGUAUUAUUCGAAUUAAAAAACCUACUUGUAAGAGACAUGGAGUUAGACAUGCGAAAACUCCCAAAGACAUAAAGACGUCACAGAAAGUGAAUGGAGAUAAAAUCACAGAGAUAGUUGUGAAGCAUGACUGUUGUUCGAAUGAUGAACCGAAAUGUAGUCAAACAACUGAUUGUAAACAAGAACACUCAAGUAAUAAGGAGAAUUUUGAUCCAAAUCUAAGAGAAUCUGAUCCUCAAAAACCGUGUAAUUCAAACAAUCUGAAGGUUGAAGAAAAAGUUGAAGAAGCAAAGGGAGAGGAACAAAAGCCUGAGGGUGAGAAACCAAAAUCUACUAGUUCUAGACGCAGAUAUCGACGUCGUGGUGGUGCUGGUCGUAGUGGCGGCGGUGGUGGUGGAAAUCCAAAUAGUAGAAAUGGUGGGCGUAGUUCACCUCGUUUUGUAGCACAGCGCUUAGACUAUAGUUUUCUUAAUAGACGCUCCAGAUAUUCGGAGGAAGAUUUAGCCUGGGGAUUCACUCCAAGUGAAGUUGAUGAUCUACUUGCACAAAAUGUCAAACCAUGGGAGGAUGAUGCAGUCAAUGUUUUGGCAUUUUUAAGAGGUGGUUGUCAGGAGUUCUAUUUCUGAGAUGUGCAUAUACAUAUUUCACUUUUACAGAUAAAUAAAAUAUUUUUAACAAUUUGA
This is a messenger RNA of Trichobilharzia szidati, 1007 nucleotides long. The record is from the annotation of a GenBank genome assembly. Lineage: Eukaryota; Metazoa; Platyhelminthes; Trematoda; Strigeidida; Schistosomatidae.